Molecule: messenger RNA, 3950 nt
Organism: Amoebophrya sp. A120
Lineage: Eukaryota; Dinophyceae; Syndiniales; Amoebophryaceae
Source: the annotation of a GenBank genome assembly
AGGGGAGGAGUCCUUCGACGGAUUUUAGUGUACUGGGUAUACACUUGAAAACUUUACGUAUAAGUAUUCUAUCUGCAUAAAUUAUUGCAGUUGUAAAAUCUACCUGCAAGAAUACGCAAGAGCUUUUUCUUAUUCUCAAAACGUAUACAACUGAGCAAUCUUUACGACCUUAGCUUUAUUUCCUAAAGCAACAAAUACAAAAUGACCGAGGGAACUGACGCCGGCAGCCGCAGCGUGUUCUGUGGAAACUUGUCCUUCCAGGUUGGUUGGCAAGAGUUGAAGGAGUUCUUCAAGAACUCAGAAGUGGGGGAAUCCUUCGAGCACGCGGUAUGGAAGCGUCAGGUUUGAAAUCGUCAAAGUUGAAAUAAUUUGCAAUGCAUAAAAUGGAUGCCAGUUGGAACGCAGUUUCCAAGUGGCGCAUGACAAAUUGCGGUGGUCCCUAGAUCCAGUUUGUCAUGCUGUUUAGGCAAAGAAGAGCGAUUUUCUCAUGCUACUUUAGCAGCUCGAUCUGUAACCCCAAACAGGCUGACAGUCGGCCUCACUUGCCUGCUCUGCAACAAACGUGCCUCGGGUCAUGCAUUUUAUGCAUGACAAAUUAUUUCAACUUUGUCGAUUUCAACUCUGACACAUCCAUACGCGGAGGUGCUGCAGUACAAGGACGGGCGAAAAACCGGGCAUAUCAAAUGUAAAAAUGUCUGGGUCUGGAAGGUUGUAACUUGUGAUGCUGUUUUCGGAUUCGAAAAAAACCUGUAAUGCAUGACCACCAAGAGGGGUCCAGUUUUUGCCAUGGCGAGAGGGCAUUUCUCAUGCGGAAGGUGCAUCAGGAAGAUUUCUAAAAAUCUGUAAUGCUAGGGCAUACAUCACAGACUAUCAUGGGUCAUGAGAAAUAUGCAUGACAAUUUUUUCACUCUUCCAGACCCAGACAUGUUAACAAUCCAUAUGGCACGGUAUCGUGCGAUUCGCGGACGCGGAUGCCGCACAAAAGGCCAUCGACACCAUGGCAGAUAAGGUGCUGAAGGGCCGGGAAAUCUUCCUGCGCCUCGACCAGAAGGGCGGCAAGGGACCGGGAAGCAAGGGUAAUUUAAAUUUUACAGUCGCGCUCAUGCAUCGCGUUAUUUUGAUAAAUGUCCUUCGACUAUCGCAUCGCUAAUGCAGGCACACACGACACAUUUGCAGCGCAGCUCGUGCGUUAUGUAAUUGUAGCGUACCCGCCUGGCCCGUCGGCUUCGGCGCGGUAAUAGAUCAUGAUACUUUCGUCAUGCGGAUAAAACACUACCACAAACACCUACAAACAGGUAAGGGCAAGCAGCUGAGCGAGGAUUCCGCAGCCGCGCAAGUGUACGUUGGAAUAUCCUGUGCAAAAGUAUCGUACUCGUAUUGCAGUCAUGCAUUACAAAUCUUUUUCUUACGGUAAAUCCGCAUCACAAAUUUUAUUUCUCAUGCUGAGGAAAUUUGUAAUGCAUUUAUACGAGUACGAUACUUUUGCAGUUCAUAUGGAAACCUGAGCUACUACACUUCCUGGCAAAACCUCAAGGACCACAUGGUCAGCGCCGGCGAGGUAAACUUUCAAUUUGUCAUUCUAAUGCUAAAGCAGCAUCAGGAUCAGCACAAAUGGAAAUGGAAAAGUAUGUGGAUGUUGCAUUUGCAGCGUCAAGCAGGCCAUGUAAAUCUAAAUGUCAAACGUAGUUUUGUUGAAUCUACUGCGCACGACAUAUCAAUAUAUCAUCAGUGCAAGUAGAAGAAGUCCAACGUGAGGAAAAUAACCAAACAUAUAACAGGUCGAGUACUGCGAUAUCCUGAAGUCCAAGGACGGACGCUCUGCCGGUGCGGGCUUGGUUCGGUACAAGAACCCGGACGACGCAAAGAAGGCGAUCGAGGAACUGAACGACACGGAGCUCGACGGUCGCGCCGUUUUCGUGCGUGAGGACCGCGAGGGCCGCUACAUCGAGGGCAAGUCCAGCUCCAAGGGCAAGGGAAAGAAGGGCAGCAAGGGAAAGGGAAAGAAGGCAGGACGCAAGUCCGAGGACCGGGAAGGCGAAGUUGCGGUAUUGUUUAUUUACGCUACAUUUCAUCACAUUCUUGCAAGACAGACUCACUUGCUCUUGCGCGCCAGCACGCAUGACGACCUGAAAUGCAGCAGUUGCGACGAUGGUUCCUACACUGUGGCUACGUUUUGGUUUUCUGCAUGGUAAACUACACAACUCUAUCAGGUCCACAUCGCCGGCUUCAAGGAGACCGUCACGUGGAAAGAUUUGAAGGAUGAGUUCUCAAAAUACGAACCUUCCCACACCGAGAUCAAGGCCGGGUAGAGAUUUUUGUCUUGCUUAUGAUUGCUUUAUGAUUAUUCCAGCAUGAGAAACCACUUUUGCAUACCUCGUUGACGCAUGACAACAAUUAGAAGUUUACGGCAAAAUGACAAUUCAUACAUUUUCAAUGUUGCUCGUCAUUCAUCGCUCUGUGCAUCACAAACAACAGGAAAGCCAUCAUCAAGUUCAAGGAUGAGGAAGCGGCCGACGCGUUUGUCGACCAAAUGUGGAAGAAGAGCGCUUUGGGCAAUGACAACAUGGAGCCGGAGGUGGUUGCGUACUAAAGAAGUAGGGAUUGCCAACAUCUUCUUGUUGCGCGCAUGACAAGCUCUGCCUCUCAUCUGAUUUCAGCAUGACAUGUUUCUGAUCCGCAGGUAUCACUUUUCAACAAAAAGUUGUCCUUGUGAUCGAAGAUCAUUUCAACAUCUACUAGCGUGUCACAGAAUUCUUGUACUACCGGCUGGAGCUGCAAGAACCUAGUUGUACAUGGUGUCGUGUCACCUUGAUCAUGAAUUACACAGUACUCGCAAACAAAGAAGCAUUAGCAUCACCACCGAAGGAAAGAAACUAUAACUAUAACUAAACACCGUCUCACCAUCAAACUUUAACUUUCACAAAAUUCAACAAUCUGAUUUACGAAAUUAAGAUAUAAUGCAAUAGAACAGGUUUUUAUGCAGAACUACGAGCAAUUAUAACUGCGCAAAUCAUUUCGAUUUUUUGCAGCCUGUUGGUACACGAAGUGUACUAUCAGCCAGAUGUUGUUGGCCAUCAAAUUUCAAGAAAAGAUCAGAAGUGGCGGGGAUCGUGUUGUCUUCACCUGCAGAUGAAAAGGGAUCCAAUUUUCCAUUGCAUUGGAUCUCUUCUUUACUCAGAUCUAGUGCUCCUUAUCAGCUCCUGCUGGUACUAGCGCAGCAACUACGUAGUUUAGCAUUGCAAAUUUUUGCUUCUGUUGAGCUCUUUCUCUUUGCAGGUCAAGAUGCAGCAUUUACCUCCUAAGCUCUGACUCUAAUUGGAACAUCAACCAGCGUACUCAACAACAUAAAACACCAGUCGCCCAGUAGAGAAUCGCAGAUUGUACUAGUUCCGAUGCGUAUUCUUGCUUGCCACUUUUCAAUUGUUGUUUGUGCUGUCGGGGAAAAUCUUCUUCCAACGACCAUUCGCAGCAAAUGUAUCGUGGUUUUUGCAAUUGGCAAAAAGGAGAAUUGGCCUCUUACUUUCGACGAAAGAUAUUCAGGCCGUUAUUUCUCUGUAUAGAGCUUGCAGAAACUUCUUGCCUUCAACUGCUAGCGAUUCGUAACUUUUUACAACCCGCAAGAGCUACAUGUUGUGCGAUACACAUAUACAGCUGAUGACCCGUUUCACGCUCGCUUUUCUCGAUUAAACCUGUAGCUAUUCUUGUUGAAGAUGAGUUUUAUUCUCACAAAAAAAGCAGACAGCACCGUCAGCAGUACAUCAGAUUUAUGUAACGCUUCGAAGUCACAAGAGCUUUUCGAGUUACGAUAAGGUCCUGAUGGAUAUAGUGCUGUGAAGAAAAUAUCAACGGAAAAACGAGCAUUUUCCUUGCAUUGUAUCUUGCUCGGAAACACUUUAAACAACAACCCUCGCAAAGGAACAUACAUUCUGCUUCAGAUGGAGAAAGAACAU